Eurytemora carolleeae is the source of this 3361-nucleotide messenger RNA. Its product is annotated as probable phospholipid-transporting ATPase NEO1. The record is from RefSeq and is a predicted model, not a curated record. The transcript has 14 exons. Lineage: Eukaryota; Metazoa; Arthropoda; Copepoda; Calanoida; Temoridae. Gene Ontology annotation, cellular component: plasma membrane. Gene Ontology annotation, biological process: phospholipid translocation. Gene Ontology annotation, molecular function: ATPase-coupled intramembrane lipid carrier activity. Bases 2 to 3214 code for a protein of 1070 amino acids.
CAUGGUCAGGAAAAUACAGUUUCCUAAAGAAAAUCAUUGUUCAGAUGUUGAGAAAGGUUUGGAUGGAGCUCCCAAUAGUAUUUAUCCUCCUCCCUUGGUUAGGAUCUGGUUUACACUGCUUCAAUUCGGAUACAGACAGCUUAGAAUUAGUAACCUUUUCCUGCUUUUUAUUGCAAUUAUUGAGGCUAUUUGCAGUGAUGAACUUCACAAGAAAUAUCUCAGCUUUGCUCCUCUAGGAGUAAUAUUUUGUCUUAAUUUUGUUCUUGCUUUCCAAGAACUAAGAAAACUUAUGAAAUGGGAGAAAGGUAUGAAUGAGAGGAAUGAAAGUUUUCAAAUCAUUGACCUGGUUAAACGCCAACUACGCCAGGACACAAAGUAUCUAGAAGAUCUGGACGUGGGUGACGUUAUCUAUCUCGAACCUAAUGAUAGCACCACAAAGGAGGUAUAUGUACCAGCAGAUGUGGUAUUGCUGGGUGUACAGUGCCAAUGCCACAAUGUGGAGAGUGGAAAGACAUGUGGUCGCUGCUAUAUAUCCACACAACAUUUGAAUGGAGAUACAGAAGUUAUAACUAAACAAGGACAUCCAACCCUCAUGAAUAGAAAUAAUAUUGAUCAUCUGAACUACACUGGGGAGCUAGUAUACGAUGAACCCGAGGAGGGACUUCAUCAGUUCAGUGCCAAGUUUAUUGGGAAGUUUGUUGGAUCUAAAACAGAAGAAUUAAAUUUCAACAAUACUAACUUUAUUCCUCGUGGAAGUACAAUGUUCCAUGCCCAGUCUGUUAUCUGCCUGGUGGUAUAUGUUGGACAGGAAACUAAGAUAGGAAAAAUGAUGGACUCGAAAAUAAAUGUGAAACGACGCUCUAUUUCUGAUCUAGCUCUGGACAAAUGUUUCUUGAGUAUGAUUUAUCUACUGGGGUUUUUAACUUUGUUACUUACUUGUAUUUUCUAUUCUGAACUUAAUUUAGGAUCCUCCUCUCUUUUUUAUGGCGUUAUCAUCGACCCUACUCAGGAGACAUUUCAAACCAACCAUUUUGGAAAUGUGUUAAUUCAAUCCUUUGUAGAAUUGCAAUAUAUCCUCCCUGUUACUCUACUUAUUACAAUAGAAAUUCUUCGAAUUCUCCAAGCCUGGAAGAUUGAAAAAGAUCCUAAACUUACAGCAUCCAUGUUUGCUAACCCACAUUUUACAGAUGAUCUUGGUAAAGUGUCCCACGUAGUACUAGACGGAAAAGCAAUUAUUACAACUAAAGAAAUAGAGGUCAAGUCUCUAAGUGUUCCUUAUGAAAGUUACAAAGUUGAUAUUGCACUAUUAAAAGGAGUUCUUGCUAGUUCAGAUUGUUCUUCUGAAAGGCUUCAUCAACUGCUGAUUAGUAUUGUCCUCAUUUCAAAUUCAACUUCUUUAACGAUCCAAGAGAGAAACGCAGAGGACAGCGCAUUCUUAGAUAUGGCAGAACAACUUGGAUAUGUUGCAACUAUACACAAUGAUUCUCAAACACAGAGUUUGAAUCUGCUAGAUCUAACCUAUGAAGUUGUGGAGAUUCUGUCUUCACACUCUAAGGACAGUGUUAUGAAUGGAAUUAUAACGAAAACAAUGCAACAGAAUAAAGAUAUCUACUCGUAUUUUAUAAAAGGCACAAGAUCCCAACUGGAGGAGUAUAUGGACAUGAGUCUGACUGCAGGGGUUACUGACUUUACCCAUCGUGGAAUGAGCACUUCUUAUUUUGCUUCCGGAGUCUUGAUAAAUUCAGAGGUAGAACUGCUUCUAAACUACUCUAAACCUCAAAGACAAGUUGCUAGACUUACUUGGGUUGAGAAGAACCAAGAGCUUUUCAAACUAAAACCUCAAAACAUGCAAAUGGUUGGCUCUGUAGGUAUGCGGAACAAAGUAAACUUGAAGUGUAAGGACCUAUUCAGGGACUUCAGAUCUGCAGGGUUAAAAACAAUAAUUCUUUCUCAGAAUGCACAGGAGUGUAUUAAAGCCUCAUGUGUUGAGGCAGGCAUAUUAACUGGAGACAAGAUGGAUCAACUUCUGAAGUUUGAAAACCUGAAUUCUAUGAUAAAAGCAAAAACUGACAGAAAAGUCAACUGCAUAAUUGUUAAUGGAAAUACUUUUGCGGAAAAUACGCUUCGAAUUCCUUUUCUAUUGGAAACUCUUAGCCAACAUUAUGAUAGGAUAGUCGUAUCAGGUAUGACAAGCAGGCUCAAAAAACAAAUAGUAGAAGGUCUACUCUCUCAAUUAAAAAGAAAAGAUCCACGGUUAAAACAACGGCUUCUUAAUGUGGUUUGGCCGUUCUCUCAGAAGAGGCGGGAAGCUGUUCUGGUGAUAGGAAACAGUGCACAUGAUGUUCAAAUGAUUCAAGUUGCUGAUUUGUCAAUCUACUUUAAUUCCGAGGAUUCAGAGGAAACCUUUGAGGAUGCUAGAACUUACGGAAACUUCAACGCCAGCUCGUUCCAAGAUUUAAGACGGCUCUUCCUAGUUUAUGGGAUACAAAACUCUUUCAGUGUUUCUAAGGUUUCAUUUUUUAUUCUGUACAGCAAUUUUCUGAGAAUAUCGAUUCAAUUCUUAAUCUGGAUUUUUCUGGAAAAGAAUAUGUCUACUUCUGUCUUUGAAAGUUUUGACUUUUUCUGUUUUAACAUUUUGAUUGGAGUACUUGGGCUCGUCAUUGGUAGGUUUGAGCAAGUUUAUUCAGCUGAUGAUAUUAUGAAGAAGCCUGAUCUCUACCGACAUAGAGGCAAUGAGGUUGAUAGUUCGGCCACUUUAUUCCUUUGGUUACUCUCAGGGUUCAUUCACAGCUUCUUCAUUGUCCUCUGUUUUGCUACUUUGGAAAAUGGAUUUGUUAAUGACCGUUUAACUGGAGGAUCAGAACUAACUUUCCGCAUUUUCCUCAUUCUAGCAAUCAAAAUUGCAGUAACUGAACCAAAUAUAAUCCCAACAAAUCGCUUCUUCAAUCCUAAGUUUGAAUUCAAUAAGAUAACUACUGUAGUUGCAGUAUCUCUACCUCUACUCUAUAUACUCAAGCUAGCAGUAUAUUUUGCAUUUCAAGGGCAAUUGGCAGUAGCAUCAAACUCUGAAGGUUUGGCAGAUAUAUCAGGAAAUCUGAUAUUCAAUCCUUUAUUCUGGUGGGUGUCAUUAUUCACAGCUGGAAUAUGUACAAUCGCAGAUUCAGUGUACAAGGGUGUGAAGCAAAUUCUCUGGAUUAAAAGUGAAGAUCUGUAGCGAAAUAAAAGUGAUUCAUGGAAAGAAAAUACUAAUGAGUAAAUAUUUUUUACAAUUUUGAUGCAUAUACGUCUAUUCACAUAAAAUAUACGGUUUCUUAUUUCUUUGUAUAGAUAGAUAUCAAAUAAAAAGUAACAAUUUAACAUU